AUGGACAUGAGCGCAGGUGGGCAAAUGUCAAAACCAUCAAAAGGAAGCAAAAAUUACGAUGAGGAACCCCUCCAAAGAGCCCCUUACAAAAAACCUCCAUUCACAAUUGGGGAUCUCAAGAAAGCAAUCCCACCGCAUUGUUUUAAUCGCUCCAUCCUUCGCUCUUUCAGUUACCUUUUAUACGACCUAACUAUUUCCUUCAUCAUGUACUACCUCGCCUCUCGUGGUGUUUGGGUUAUAGCCCAUGAAUGUGGCCACCACGCCUUCAGUAACUACCAAUGGGUCGAUGACACCGUUGGGUUUCUAUUACAUUCUUCUCUCCUUGUCCCUUAUUUCUCUUGGAAAUACAGUCACCGCCGCCACCAUUCCAACACCGCUUCACUUGAACGUGACGAAGUCUUCGUCCCUAAACUAAAAUCUAAUCUCCCUUCAUUAGUUGUCUACCUAAACAACCCACCUGGUCGAGUCCUUUAUAUCUUGUUCGUCCACACCCUAGGCUGGCCUCUGUACCUAAUGUUCAACUAUGCUGGCAGGAACUACGAUAGGGUUGCAUGCCACUUUUACCCAAACAGCCCUAUUUACUCGAAAAGUGAACGUGCUCAGAUCAUUGUUUCUGAUUUUGGGGUCGUUGUUGUCACUUACCUCCUCUAUAAUCUAGUAAUGACCAAGGGACUCACAUGCGUCUUCUGUAUGUAUGGCGUGCCUAUGCUCAUUCUAAACACUUCACUUAUUUGUGUUACAUACUUGCAUCACACGCACUCUUCCUUGCCCCACUAUGAUUCAACGGAAUGGGAUUGGUUGAGAGGAGCUCUUGCAACAGUCGAUAGAGAUUAUGGGAUCUUGAACAUAUAUAACAGGCCACAACAUCACUAA
Molecule: messenger RNA, 873 nt
Organism: Lactuca virosa
Lineage: Eukaryota; Viridiplantae; Streptophyta; Magnoliopsida; Asterales; Asteraceae
Source: the annotation of a GenBank genome assembly